Molecule: messenger RNA, 2709 nt
Organism: Scedosporium apiospermum
Lineage: Eukaryota; Fungi; Ascomycota; Sordariomycetes; Microascales; Microascaceae
Product: Protein required for cell
Exons: 3
Coding region: 1-2709 (902 amino acids)
Biological process (GO): protein secretion
Source: RefSeq, a predicted model, not a curated record
AUGGCUUCAGCUUCGAGCUCAAAUACGCCGGAGAACUCGCAAGCUAGGCUUGCCCGAUCUCUGAUCGAGUCCGGAAUGGUAGCUUUUAACACAGAGUCAACCGAGCCAGCGGAAGUCAUACGGGAUGCCCGUGAUAAGUUCGAGGCCACUUUGCAAAGUGCCGGCUCCUGGAGUCUUGUCCAAGUGCUCAAUGGACUGGUAAAACCCGGUGUCGUCGCCGAGUGGCUGAGGACGGAGUUUCUAUCCGCCCUUAUUCGGGUUCCGAUGAGGCCCCAGGGCGUGCGCGCUACGAUGGAAUUCAUCUUUUCCGUGCAUCCAAGCAGCACUGCCGUGACUAGCGAAGAAGAGGCUACUCCGCAAAAGAAGGGUGCCAACAUCACACCGGAAGCUCUGGCGAUGGCUGCGAAGCUCCUUUCUUCUACCCCUCCCGGAAUUACCGACCAGGUUUGGAUUGACGCGAUCGCGCCUCAGCUCUUUCACCUCCUCGAUGGUAAUGACGGGCCUGAAUUGGCGAGGGUUGCGGCACAUGUGGUUGCAUUUGGGAUCCUGGGAAGGAAACGACUGGGAGCCCCCGGCGCACCGGGCUGGAACUCGUUUGUAAAACCAGUACUGGAGAACAUCAAACCCUCUCUAAAUCCAGAGUGGAGGGCGCAGUCAGAAAACCAGAAGGAUGAUGUAAUCGACCUCAGCACAGACAAGGUCAUUGUUUCGGCUGACGAUUUACAUCUUGCCCUUAACCGGUUGUCUCUACUCCUUCAGGCCAGUCCAUCGCCGGGUCUCUGUAGGCGCCUCGUGGACCCCAUCCUUCUUCCCCUUUGGUCCAUCUCAUCAUGGACCGACUCCUCGCCAAGAACUAAGGAGAGAUAUUCCAACGUAGCGAUGCCUCUGUUGAAAAUGUACCUCAAGGUGGCCUCCUCUUCUUCCGAUAAGACAGAUAUCCUGCUGGAGAAGCUAAUGUCCGUCGGUGACGUUAAGAACGGCUAUGUCGCCUGGAAAUACCGGAAAAUCCCAAGUGGUGAUCUAGAAAUAGUGGUUCCCCGGACCCUUGAGCAGCCUCUUCAGCUACAGGACCUCGAUCCAGAAGCAAUAGAGCAGAAAGCUUCGACCCUGGCUACUACUCUUGUGGAGAGCUGCACAGAGACCGAAAUAUCCACAGUAUUCAUGCACUUACUAAAGGGGUGGCUAUCCUCGAGGACACCCGCGCUGUCGACUACGGUGAAGGUGAAGAUGGAAGAGGAGGAGCCGGCGUCCCCUCUCCAGGGUCUGCUCAAACUGGCGGUUUUACGCCACCUCUUGGAAAAAGCUGAGGAGAAAGUAAUUAGAAAACCCGACCAACUGCUGGAGCUUGUCUGCAAUGUCCUGGAGGCAAAUAGUCGGGAAGCCCAAGAGAAUGAGGUCAUCUCGGUGGCGCUCAGUCUUUUGAACCAAAUUAUUUCAGCGCCGCAAUUCCAAAAGUCGCAACUCAAGUCAGACACCCUUAACCUCAUCGAGCAAUCUCUGCAAGAGCUUUCCAAUCACAAGUCGGAGGAAAUAGCGCAAACAGCAAUGAACCUGUCGUUGUUGCUCAAGUACCGCGACGAGCUUGAGGAGCCGUCGGAUGCGGUACCCCCAACAGAGAGGCAGAUAGAAGACCGAAACACUUACAAACUAGCUAUGUCGUACAUUAGGGACCCCGAGUCACCACCUCCCGUGAAAUCGGAAGGCCUCAAUUUGAUUUCCGGCUUGAUCAAAUCCAAUAGCCCCGCGCUGGAUAUUCCCGCAGUUCUAGUCCUCCUAUCGAGGCUCCUAUCAGACGGCGAGGACUUUAUCAAUCUGCGCAUCAUCAAGAUGUUUGUUCAGUUGGCAGAAAAACACCCGCGAACGGUCCUCCAGGAGAUCCUCGACCACUACUUGGAUGCAAAGGAGCUAUCUUCGACGGAUACACGGCUUCGCUUUGGAGAGGCCCUGGUCCAAGUCGUUGAGAGACUCGGCUUGAUGUUUGCGGGAGAGAUCGCGACACAGGUGUGCGAAACCCUGUUGUCUAUUGUUAGUCGCCGCGGACGUCGACCCAAAACGGCUAUAAAACAGGAGCGGGCGGCCCGCCUCCAAGAACGGAAGAACAAGGAGGCAGAAGAGGCAUGGGGAGGCGAGGUGCUCGACAUGAGCGAGGAUGUGCCUGAAGAGGAGCGGAUAAAUAACGAGAUUCUCUCGCGCAUCGUUGAAGGAUGGGAGAGUAAGCGCGGAAGCGAGGAUGUUCGCAUGCGUGCCUCUGCGCUAUCCAUUCUGUCGACCGCCGUCGAGACCAACAUCUCUGGCGUCGGGCCCUCGCUGAUAUCGGCUACCGUUGACCUCUGUCUUCAUGUCCUGGCUUUUGAACCUGAGAUGGAGAAGGGCAUCCUGAGACGAGCUGCCAUCAUAUUUAUUAUGGGAUUUGCACGCGCUUUGAAUGAUGCUAGAGAGCAAGGUCGAAGCCUUGGGUUUGGCCUUACGGAAGAGAGCCGGGAGGAUAUCCUGAGGACACUCAGGUACAUUGAAGUUACGGAUAACGAUGGGCUCGUACAGCAACACGCCAAGGAUGUGAUAGAAAGUUUGGAGAACCUACGCUUGGCUACGCUCUUACACCAACAUACGAGGCGGGUACCGGAUAUCGAGAGAGUGGUUGGUCUUCCGCCGAGACUUGACGUCCAUAGUGGUGGUGGGUCGAGGCCGAAGAUCGAGGAAAUCGAGUAA